ACCAUUUUUCCUCUGGUUUUAGUAAUUCUGCAGGGUAUUGGCUUGCUAGAGCGGUCUUUUCCCCUACGUUCCCCGGGCUCAAAAUAUGAGGUAGAAGCCAGCAACCGGAAUUUCUACUGGAUUAAACAUCUCCAUCGCCGGCGAUUCUUCUUCCUCUUCCCUCCAAUUUUCAAAAUUAUGAACUAAUGCCGUUUUAUCAAAAUGGGCUUCUCUUCAAUUCAAUUACAAUCAACUUCAUCCUUCUCUUCCCCCAUCCUCUCGUUCCUAAUCGAAACCGGAAAUUACCCCAAAAUUCGCUUCAACAAUAUCAAACCAAAGCCCAGAACUCGGAUUCCAAUCCUCAGAGCCUCAUCUUCUUCAACAUUCAAAGAUAUAUGGAGAAGAAAAAUCCCAUCUGAAAAAUCAACCACAACCCCAUUUCCCCUAAAGUACCAACGCAGUGUGAGAAGGCAAAGAGAGUCCUCACAUUUAGACCACAGCGUCGACAUGGACGAGCUUCUAGCGUCAAUUGGGGAAACGAAGAACGAGCAAGAGCUGUACUCGGUUCUGUCACCAUACAAGGGGCGGCAGCUUUCAAUGCGGUUCAUGGUGUCGAUUCUGUCGCGAGAAUCAGAUUGGCAAAGGUCGCUUGCGAUUCUUGAUUGGAUCAACGAAGAAGCUCUUUACACUCCUUCGGUGUUCGCUUACAAUGUUGUUCUACGAAAUGUGUUGCGCGCUAAACAGUGGGAGCUUGCACAUGGGCUGUUCGACGAAAUGCGCCAAAGAGCUCUUGCAGCUGAUAGGUAUACUUAUUCGACCCUUAUCACUUAUUUUGGCAAAGAGGGUUUGUUUGAUGCUGCCCUUUCAUGGCUACAAAAAAUGGAGCAAGAUCGUGUGUCUGGGGACCUUGUUUUGUAUAGUAAUUUGAUUGAGCUUUCUCGUAAACUCUGUGAUUAUUCGAAGGCUAUUUCAAUUUUUUCGAGAUUGAAGAGAUCUGGGAUUACCCCAGAUAUUGUAGCCUAUAACUCUAUGAUAAACGUGUUUGGAAAAGCUAAGCUUUUUAGAGAGGCUCGUUUUUUGUUGAAAGAGAUGAGGGCUAUGGGUGUUGUGCCUGAUACUGUUAGCUACUCGACUUUGCUGAGUAUGUUUGUUGAGAAUGAAAAGUUUUUGGAGGCACUCUCUGUGUUUUCUGAGAUGACAGAGGUCAACUGCCCGCUUGAUCUUACAACUUGUAAUAUUAUGAUUGAUGUUUAUGGUCAGUUGGAUAUGGUGAAAGAAGCUGACCGGCUGUUUUGGAGCAUGAGGAAAAUGGGAAUUGAACCCAAUGUUGUGAGUUACAACACCAUUUUGAGGGUUUAUGGAGAGGCCGAGCUCUUCGGAGAAGCGAUACAUCUUUUCCGGUUGAUGCAGAGGAAGGAGAUCGAGCAAAACGUUGUGACAUAUAACACCAUGAUCAAGAUAUAUGGGUUGUCUUUGGAGCAUGAAAAAGCAACAAAUCUCGUACAAGAGAUGCAAAAUAGAAGGAUUGAACCGAAUGCUAUUACAUACUCGACAAUCAUUUCGAUAUGGGGAAAAGCAGGAAAGUUGGAGAGAGCUGCAAUGCUAUUUCAGAAGCUGAGAAGCUCUGGCACUGAGAUUGAUCAGGUCCUUUACCAGACUAUGAUUGUGGCCUAUGAGAAGGCAGGCUUGGUUGCUCAUGCCAAGCGUUUGCUUCAUGAGCUAAAGCAACCAGACAAUAUUCCAAGGAAGACAGCGAUUACCAUCCUCGCUAAAGCUGGUCGUAUCGAAGAAGCCACUUGGGUUUUUCGUCAGGCGUUUGAUGCUGGAGAGUUGAAGGAUAUAUCUGUCUUUGGGUGUAUGAUUGAUCUGUUUUCGAGGAACAGGAAGCACAAAAAUGUUGUGGAGGUAUUUGAGAAGAUGAGAAGUGUGGGGCAUUUCCCGGACCCUAAUGUUAUUGCUCUUGUCCUAAACGCUUAUGGGAAGCUAAGGGAUUUUGAUAAGGCUGAUGCUGUAUAUAUGGAGAUGCAAGAAGAGGGCUGUGUUUUUCCAGAUGAAGUGCACUUCCAAAUGCUCAGUCUCUACGGCGCAAGAAAGGAUUACAAGAGAUUAGAAUCAUUGUUCGAAAGGCUUGACUCCGAUCCCAAUAUCAAUAAGAAGGAAUUGCAUCUAGUCGUUGCUAGUACUUAUGAAAGAACUAAUAGAUUUAACGAUGCGUCUCGGAUUAUGAACAGGAUGAACGAAAUGGCGAUUUCAAGAACAUGACUCUGAAUUCUUCCUUCGUGUACAGUAAAGUUCUACUAACAAAUUAGUCAAUUAUUCUUUACGUAUUGAAUAUCAUUUGUAAAAUAUGUAUAUUGCCACACAAACUUGGUCAAUGAGGCAAAGUUGCUAUUGCUGAACCACACUUUUGUGAAUGAUAUUUCAUCUUUUGUCACGAAAA
Benincasa hispida (wax gourd) is the source of this 2419-nucleotide messenger RNA. RefSeq names its product Tetratricopeptide repeat (TPR)-like superfamily protein. NCBI's taxonomy places the organism in Eukaryota, Viridiplantae, Streptophyta, Magnoliopsida, Cucurbitales, Cucurbitaceae. Gene Ontology annotation, molecular function: protein binding; mRNA binding. The record is from RefSeq and is a predicted model, not a curated record.